Acanthochromis polyacanthus (spiny chromis) is the source of this 1012-nucleotide messenger RNA. RefSeq names its product P2Y purinoceptor 13-like. Gene Ontology annotation, cellular component: membrane. Gene Ontology annotation, molecular function: G protein-coupled purinergic nucleotide receptor activity. The record is from RefSeq and is a predicted model, not a curated record. The coding region runs from base 1 to 984 and encodes 327 amino acids. Lineage: Eukaryota; Metazoa; Chordata; Actinopteri; Pomacentridae. The transcript is spliced from 2 exons. Gene Ontology annotation, biological process: G protein-coupled receptor signaling pathway; negative regulation of adenylate cyclase activity.
AUGGUUAAAUGGGUGGAUCCACUCUUUGAAAGCAGCCAGAUUCCUGUCCAAGUUCUUUAUUUUUUGAUGUUCCCUGUCGCUUUGUUGCUGAACGGCGUUGCUGCCUGGGUGUCCCUGCACCUUAAAUCCACGUCCACCUUUGUGGUGUAUCUGAAAAAUCUGGUGGCUGCUGACCUGAUCAUGACCUUGCUCAUCCCAAUCAAAGCUGCAAGUGGCUUGCCGGGUGCUUCGAAGCAAUUAUACGUACUUUCGUGUCGUUACUUCAGUGUCUUUUUCUACAGCACACAGUAUACAUGCAUCUCUUUGUUGGGCAUUAUCAGUGUCGACCGUUUCUUCAAGAUCGUGAUGCCCUGCAGCAAGUUGGGGCAGAAUCUAACUUUAGGCAAACUGAUAUCAGGUGCUGUGUGGGCAAUUCAAUUUGGAGGUACAGCUUUACCAAAUAUCAUUUUAAGUCACAAAUCAGUGACAAAUAUGACAGAGAUCAACAGUUGCAUGAAGCUGAAAGCACCAGCAGGACUUGAAUUCCAUGAAGGCGCAGUGAUUUUUGUGAAUGUUUUCUUCUGGUUUGUCACUGUGGUCAUUGUGGUCUGCUACAUUUGCAUCGCAAACAAAGUUAUCCAGUCUUUCAGAAACUCUGGCAGCAACAACAACCAGGGAAAGCAGAAAAUCAAACUACGCGUUUUUCUGGUUGUCAUUGUGUUUUUUGUGUCCUUUGGGCCGUACCACAUUGUCAGGAUCCCAUACACUUUUCUACAAGUUAACUUUUCCUCCCAUACCAACUGCUCUUAUGUAAUAAGCAAAUUUGCCAAGGACCUCAGCCUCUGGCUUGCUACCACAAACAUCUGCAUGGACCCACUUCUCUACGUCUUUCUGUGUCGAGAGUUCAAGGAGAAACUGCUGUCCACGAUGGAAAAAUUUUCAAUCUCAAUUAAAUCAGCUUCAGCAGACAAUACAGAAAGCACUGCACCACAGCGUCGAUUCUGAUAGAAGUCAUUCGAAUGUUAUGCCACAG